GCAAGUCUCAGAAGCUCUCCUUUCCUGUGGGUUCCGGGCGGGUUGCCUGCUGGGCUCUGAGGAUCAGCCUAUCCUACCAUCCCCUGGGCCCAUCCUCGGACGUCAGCUCCAAUGGCAGCCCUCACAGACUUUGCUUUUAUGUACCGCUGGUUCAAAAAUUGCAAUCUAGUUAAAAACCUCUCUGAGAAGUAUGUCUUCAUCACCGGCUGUGACUCCGGCUUUGGGAACCUGUUGGCCAAACAGUUGGUUGAUAGGGGCAUGAAAGUGCUCGCUGCCUGCCUCACUGAAGAGGGGGCUCAGAGACUCCUGCAGGAGACCUCCUACCAGCUACAGGUUUUCCUCCUAGAUGUCACCAAGUCGGAGAACAUCAAGGCAGCGGCCCAGUGGGUGAGGGACCAAGUGGGCGAGCAAGGCCUCUGGGCCCUGGUGAACAACGCUGGAGUGGGCCUGCCCAGUGGUCCCAACGAAUGGUUGACCACAGAAGACUUUGUGAAAGUGAUCAACAUAAACCUGGUGGGGUUGAUUGAUGUCACCCUGAACAUGCUGCCAAUGAUCAAGAAAGCCAGGGGCAGGGUGGUCAACAUGUCCAGCUCUGGUGGCCUUGUGGCUGUCAUCGGUGGCGGUUACUGUGUCUCCAAGUUUGGUGUUGAGGCCUUCUCUGAUAGCAUCAGGCGCGAGCUUCAUUUCUUUGGGGUGAAGGUCAGCAUCAUCGAGCCAGGGAACUACAAGACAUCCAUUCUGGGGCAAGAAGCUCUGGAAUCACGCAUGAAGAAGCUGUGGGAUCGGCUGCCACAGGAGACCCGGGAUAGCUACGGAGAGGAGUAUUUCCAAACCUAUACUGAAAAGUUGGUUAAUUUGAUGAGGUCGGCAGAGCCAAGAAUCAGUGAUGUCACCAACAGCAUGGAACACGCCGUUGUCUCCCGGAGCCCUCGCACCCGCUACAACCCUGGCCUGGAUGUCAAGUUUCUCUAUAUCCCCCUGGCUAAGUUGCCCACCCCUAUAACAGAUUUCAUCCUCAGCAGAUACCUGCCAAGGCCAGCAGACAGUGUUUGAGUGGGUGAGCUCAAAGGGUAGCCAGUGGGGAACAGGGGACAGGGCAAAGGACAGAGGGAUCACAAGAGGUGUUAUUAUAUUUAUAUCGUGGGCAGAGAACAGCAUGCUUGGCUCACUUCCACUGCAGGCUGAUGUCUCCUCCCAUAUGCUGGGGUUGCCAGAAACCUGAUGUGGCCCUUGCUGAUUUAUAGAGUAGCAGCAUAGGCCCCAAGACACCUCACCUAGGCAGGUACUAGUGGUCCUGGCCCUGGGAAGAUCAAAGAGAAGAAAGCUGGCUUCUGUUGAAUGACAAGCUGUCACCAACUCCAUAAAACACCACGGGACAAUCUAGCCCACAGGAGACUCUGGAUCCCCUCCUCACAGCUCCUCUGGAUAGGCGCUGAUUUGUGUAUACAUGAAAUGUGUAACAUGGCUGCAAGACCUGCCGGAGUGUAUUCAGAGGUUUUAAGUGGUUUUCUUUUCUUGUGUUUCUCUAUCUGUAGGUGAUUGGGAUCCAUAUAACGCUUGCUUCUUUGAUCACCAUUGAUUACUGUUUUGAGUAUUUAGUGAGUACUUACCACCUUCCAUCACCAAAGCUCUGGGGGUAUUCGAGGAUGAUGAAAUCAUGAACUUUUUUUUUAAUUGUUUAUCUUGUGGUUUACUUUGUUACAAUAGCUAGCAGCAGAAAUAGGGCAGUGACAGAAAGGACAAAAAUCAGAAAAAAAAGGAAAUUUGAAGGACCCUGGAGUUCAAUAGUUCCCAAACUCGGAUGUUUAUGACGAUCACUCAGUUAUUUAAAAUACAGAUGGAGGAUGGAGAUAUGGCUCAGAGGUUAAGAGUACUUGUGCCUCACAGAAUCUGGGUUAGAGCCCCAGUAUCUACACGGUGUCUCACAGCCUCUAUAAUUUCAGUUCCCGGGGAUCUGAUGCCCUCUUCUGACCUCCACAGGUACCAAGCAUGCGUGUAAUGUGUAUAGAUACAUACAGGUAAAAACAUGCAUACACAUAAGAUAAAUCUUUCAAAAGUGAAUGUGUAAGGAAACUGAGCAUAGUAUCUCACGCCUGUCAUCCCAGCACUUAUGGAACUGAGACAGGAGGAUUCUUGUGAGUCCAAAGAAAGAUGAGAUUACAGAAUGAGACACUGCCUCAAGAAGCAAACCCUAGGACACAAACAAAAAAAGUCAUAGGAACCCCAAUGUUAGAAAAUCUGAUUCAAAAGACCUAGGGCAGAGCCCAGAACUAUGAAUUGUGUACCAAGGACCUAAAUGUUCCUGCACACUCGGGAGCCAGUGAUAGUCCUGCAGGAGAAGCAGCCAAUAGGCUCAGGGUGGGAAGUCAUUUUCCCAAAGGCCCCCAGCUAACUGACCAAACGAACAGAACCCUUUUCCAGCAGCAGGGGAUGAACUGUUUGUAACAUCUUCAAAUAAGUCAUAGAACUAAAUAAUUCAUAUCUUUAAAAACAGCUACAAACUUCUGGGUUACUUGAGCUUUUGAUGAAAAACUACUUUUUUGAUCAAGUUGGUAUACUGAGUAUCGAACCCAGAGCAUUCUAGGCAAGCACUCGCCACGAGCUAUACCCCAGCCCUUGGAUUUUCAAUUAGCUUACUCAGAAGUUCAGGCUGGUCUCGAACUUGCUAUAACUUUCACUCUUCCCUCAAACUCAUGAUUCUCCUGCCUCUGCUCCCAGUUUGCUAUGAUUACAGACAUGUGCCAUCGGUCCCAACAAUAACAGUAAUUAAAUAAAUAAAUAGAAUUGUUUAAAAUGUUGCUAACUGUUGGUACAAUAAAGAUCAAAUAUGAUUAUUUAAAACCAAAA
Molecule: messenger RNA, 2847 nt
Organism: Grammomys surdaster
Lineage: Eukaryota; Metazoa; Chordata; Mammalia; Rodentia; Muridae
Gene: Sdr9c7
Product: short chain dehydrogenase/reductase family 9C member 7
Exons: 4
Coding region: 112-1053 (313 amino acids)
Molecular function (GO): oxidoreductase activity
Source: RefSeq, a predicted model, not a curated record